AUGUACUGGACAACGUGGUUGCAUUGUGUCAGUAGAGGGUACUACUGUAGUAUCUCACCAUUUCUUUAUGGUAAUCGCUGUCCCGACGAUGUCGACUUCCUAUCGUCUGACUGCAAACGUAUUCAAGAGUUCCUGCCCGACAUUGCAAAGUGCCUCAAAGCCUGGGACCUCAACAUCAAUGAAUCUAAAACAGAACUCACAAACAUCACACGGCUGAACGACAGAGUGUGCGAGGAAUGGCGCCUCACUAGGAAGCUGGGCUCCCUCAUUGGUGACCACGAGGAUGCUGCGCGGAGAAUGCAACUCGCCACAGCUGCCCUGCACCGGCUCUGGGCAUUAUGGAUACGUGGUUCCAUUGUAAACGAAUCGCUGAGAGUACGGCUAUACAAGGCAUUCGUCUUGCCGGUCCUGUGCUACAACAACGGGACUUGGGGCCUCACUGGCACCGCUAUGCAUAGAGUUGAUGCGUUCCACAGACAACAACUGCGGAAAGUUAUUGGCAUACGGUACCCACCUAAGAUCAAGAAUAACACCCUGUACAAGAGGACAAACUCAACACCACUUGGUAUCUCGAUCCUGGGAGCCCGCUGGCGUCUGUUUGGGCACGUGCUGCGGCUGGACCAGAGUGCACCGGCGAACCUGUCAAUGUGCUCCUAUUUCAAGCCAUCCGCUGACACUUCCUGGAGGGGCAGGCCGCGCACAACUCUGCCGAUCGUGCUCAGACACGAUCUCGAGCUGGUUGGGAGGACCCUCAAGACCUCGGCAGAUCUUGAGCAGCUGAGGAGCAUCGCCCAGAAUCGCGGGGCGUGGACCUACCUCAGCGGCCGUAUCCUGGAGAGAUAUGUUGCUGCUCACAGAUGA
Molecule: messenger RNA, 861 nt
Organism: Sycon ciliatum
Lineage: Eukaryota; Metazoa; Porifera; Calcarea; Leucosolenida; Sycettidae
Exons: 1
Coding region: 1-861 (286 amino acids)
Source: RefSeq, a predicted model, not a curated record